Molecule: messenger RNA, 555 nt
Organism: Aspergillus oryzae RIB40
Lineage: Eukaryota; Fungi; Ascomycota; Eurotiomycetes; Eurotiales; Aspergillaceae
Product: putative transcription factor Rap1
Exons: 1
Coding region: 1-555 (184 amino acids)
Biological process (GO): telomere maintenance via telomere lengthening; regulation of DNA-templated transcription
Cellular component (GO): shelterin complex
Molecular function (GO): telomeric repeat DNA binding
Source: RefSeq, a predicted model, not a curated record
AUGAUACAUGCACAACAAAGCAAAUCUCCACAUCUUGAAAGGACUCCAACAUCCUCAAUCUCAGUUGAUAAUGAGGCACAUAUCGCUCACGACCCUGUCACGAACAUAUCAGAGCCUGUACAAUACGACAAGACAGAGACCUCGGACCAUGAUCCAGAAAACGCCAUUGAUCCCUUGUUUCUAGAACUGCCUUUCUUACCUUCAAGCCCAGAACCCGAGCCUGAAGAGCCGCCAGAGCAAGACAUCGACACGUGGAUUGAUCAUCGUCUGCAAACAGGGAGAGCAGAAAACGAGGAGCAAAUAAUCGAGGCUUUACGCUGCACUAGCAUGGACCCGUAUCUUGCCGAUCAGGUCCUAGACUAUCUGAUCGCAGGAAAAGGCAUUCCCGACAAUAUGCCUGGAGUGUGGACCGCUGAAGACGACAGGUGUCUUGAGGCGAAAGAGACGCGAACUAUCGAACAGGUCUUGAAGAAGCAUGGCUCGGAUGCCUUUAACAGUCGGUGGGAAUAUCUUGGAAUGGCAAGAGCUGCUGGCCUCGAUGACAUAGACAGCUGA